AUGGAUGGUCAUGGAUACUCACCUCCAACAAUUGAACGUAACAAAAAGGGGAAGAACCACCGUCACGCGGUGGUGGAUGAUGAUACGAUCAAGUGUAGUGGUAAGUCAUGCAGAUCAUGUAGUGGUGGUUUAAUCGCGGAUUGCGUAGCAGUCUGUUGCUGCCCGUGUGCUGUAGUAAACAUUUUAGCAUUGGCAUUUCUAAAGAUCCCCUGGAUGGUGGGAAGGAAAUGCUUGAGAAUGGUGAAAAAGAAAAAGUUAGAGGACAAGAAGAGGAAACAUGACAAGAGUAUUACUAUUACUGAUAGUAUUGUACAAGAAGGAAUUCAUGUGGAACAAGAGUUAAAAGACAGUUUUAGUACAACAAUUGAUGUAGACCAAAUUUGGUUAGACUUGUAUCAAGUUGGUAGUAUGGGUUUUGGCAGAGUUUCAUUCACAGGAACUAAUUAG
Molecule: messenger RNA, 447 nt
Organism: Solanum verrucosum
Lineage: Eukaryota; Viridiplantae; Streptophyta; Magnoliopsida; Solanales; Solanaceae
Exons: 1
Coding region: 1-447 (148 amino acids)
Source: RefSeq, a predicted model, not a curated record